GUGAGGCGGUACCGGCGGGUCGGUCGCGGCCCGGUUGGUGCCGCCGCCGCCAUGUUGUGCUACGGUGACGGCCCGCUGAGCUCCCUCACGGCGCUGCUGGUGGCGGUGCUGGCGCUCAGCCGCAGCCCGGCGCUGGCCUGCCUGCUGACGGCCGGCCUCUACCUGGCGCUGCACCUCUUCAGCCUGGAGCCCGCCCCGCCUCAGAGCGCCCAGCGCGUCCUGCGGCCCCGCGGCGCCGUCGCCCGCAUCGCCCACCGCGGCGGCGCGCACGACGCGCCCGAGAACACGCUGGCGGCCAUCCGACAGGCAGCUGAAAAUGGAGCAACGGGGGUUGAGCUGGAUCUUGAAUUUACUGCAGAUGGUGUUCCCAUUCUAAUGCAUGAUGAAACAGUAGAAAGGACAACGGAUGGGUCUGGAAGAUUGUGUGACUUGACUUUUGAUGAAAUUAGGAAGCUUAAUCCAUGUGCAAAACAUCGACUGGGGGACAAAUUCCAGGGUGAAAAGGUACCAACUCUGAGAGAAGCUGUUGUGGAGUCUAUGCAUCACAAUUUUAUAAUCUAUUUUGAUGUCAAAGGCCAUGCAAAUCAGGCAGUUGACGCCCUAAAACAACUCUACCUGGAAUUUCCGCGUUUGUAUAACACCAGCGUGGUCUGUUCUUUCAUGCCAGAUGUUGUUUAUAAGAUGAGACAAGCUGACAGAAACGUUGUCACAGCACUAACGCACAGGCCCUGGCACCUGAGUCACCUCGGAGACGGGACACCCCGUUACAGUUCCUCCUGGAGGCAUUAUUUGUACAUGAUGCUGGAUGUUGUUCUAGAUUGGAGCCUGCACAGUUUCUUGUGGCGAUUGUGUGGCGUUUCAGGUUUCCUCAUACAGAAAAAUUUUGUUUCUCAGGACUACGUGAGGCACUGGUCUGCAAAUGGAAUUCACGUGGUUGCCUGGACAGUGAACACAUUUGCUGAAAAAAACUACUAUGAAAGCGUCCUUGAAUCCAGCUACAUCACUGACAGCUUGGUGGAGGACUGCGAUCCUCAUUACUAGACCGGUGCUUUGUAGACACCAACCCAAAUAAACCAUCUCGCUGGGGCGGGCCUGAAUUCGCCUUCGAGGGAGUAUCCACCAGCGCAGAGGGGCCCGCUGAUGGUAGCUCUGGGACACAAAGAGCAGUGGUUUCCUUCUGCUGUAUGGCCAGAUCUCCAGUGCAGAGAACUCCUCUGUGAACACGGGACAAAGCCGAGGUACAGCUAUUCACAGCCUGAGGAGACAGCACCGUACUGUGUCUGACAGGCUGAACCAGGCAAUGCCCUGUGUGUGCAGUUGCCUUUAUAAUUCUCGGGACUAUUCUUCUUGUUUCAUUUAAGUCUUGGUUAUAAAGUUGUAUGAGCAGUUUUUGGUGGCAAAAUUUAAAACCAAACCUUGAUUUUUAGUGAUUUAAUAAUUUGAGAUCAAUUUAUGGCAUCUUGAAAACCUGAAAAUAAUGGUGCCAAAAUAGAGGGUUGAGUGUAUUUCUUUUCUCCUGCAUGGGAAGAUGGCUGUGUCGCCUCUUGACGAGGAAAAGAAAGCCAACUUUCCAUGUUCAAUGUGAAGACUGUGAGAAUUAACGAAUAAAACUUGAGUAUCUUCUUACCAAGGGUGGAUAGGAGAUUGUGCCUGUAACGGUACAGCACAUGAAUGUAUUUAUUUUUAAAAGAAAGCUAUGUAUUGAGUGCUGUUAGUAGUAGAACAAAUAGAGCUGAACUGUCUUUUUACUUUGCUUGUUGUUUGUGUGACUGAAGGGCACUCACAGGGGUACGUGGGAAACCAUAAUCCAGAUUUAACUUGAAAUCAAAAAUCUGCAGUUACAAUAAACACAUAUCUGACA
This is a messenger RNA of Calidris pugnax (ruff), 1861 nucleotides long. RefSeq names its product glycerophosphodiester phosphodiesterase 1 (gene GDE1). Lineage: Eukaryota; Metazoa; Chordata; Aves; Charadriiformes; Scolopacidae. The transcript is spliced from 6 exons. Gene Ontology annotation, biological process: lipid metabolic process. Bases 52 to 1041 code for a protein of 329 amino acids. The record is from RefSeq and is a predicted model, not a curated record. Gene Ontology annotation, molecular function: phosphoric diester hydrolase activity.